GCUAGUCAUUCAAUUAUACUUAUCUCUCCAAUUUCCCUGGAAGAUAAUUAAACUUAAGAGCAAUCCCCAUGGCUAUCUCCUUCUCCUUCUUCCUCUCCCUCCUUUGCAUCCCUUUCUCCUCCCCCUCAUCAGACGGUCCAGAAAACUUCAUCAUCCACGUGUCCAAAUCACACAAGCCGCCCCUUUUCUCCUCUCACCAUCACUGGUACUCUUCUAUCCUCGCUUCCCUCCCUCCUUCCCCUCACCCCAUCAAGCUCCUCUACACCUACGAACGUGUAAUCAAUGGCUUCUCCGCUCGCCUUACGGCCGCUCAGGCAGAUAAGCUCAGGGGACUUCCCGGAAUCCUUUCAGUGAUUCCGGACCAGGUUCGUCAGAUCCACACUACUCGAACCCCUCACUUUUUAGGCCUUUCCGAUGGUGUUGGUCUUUGGCAAAACUCCUAUUAUGGCGACGGUGUUAUAAUCGGAGUUUUAGAUACCGGAAUAUGGCCGGAACGCCCCAGUUUUACCGACUCCUGGCUGUCUCCUGUUCCUGAUACUUGGAAAGGUAUAUGUGAAACAGGACCUGACUUCCCUGCUUCAGCUUGUAACCGGAAGGUAAUAGGUGCAAGAGCCUUUUACAAAGGCUACCAGUCACAUCUUGGCCAUUCAAUUGAUGAAACGAAAGAAUCCACGUCUCCACGAGACACUGAAGGUCAUGGCACGCAUACUGCCUCAACUGCUGCUGGAUCUGUGGUUUCUAACGCCAGCCUUUUCGGAUUUGCUCGCGGGGAGGCUCGUGGUAUGGCUUCCAAAGCUAGGAUCGCUGCUUACAAAAUCUGUUGGAGUUUCGGUUGUUUUGAUUCCGAUAUACUAGCGGCUAUGGACCAAGCAACUGCAGAUGGUGUUGAUGUGAUUUCUUUAUCUGUGGGAGCCACUGGAUAUGCUCCUCAGUAUGACCAUGAUUCUAUUGCAAUUGGGGCUUUUGGUGCCGCUGCUCAUGGUAUUGUUGUUUCAUGUUCUGCUGGGAAUUCCGGUCCUGGAACGUACACUGCUGUUAACAUUGCGCCUUGGAUCAUAACAGUAGGGGCUUCCACGAUUGACCGGGAAUUUCCAGCAGAUGUGGUUCUCGGUGAUGGUAGGAUUUUCGGUGGGGUUUCGUUGUACUAUGGUCCCCCUUUGCCUGAUUUCAAGCUUCGUUUGGUUUAUGCUGGUGAUGCUGGAAACAGGUAUUGCUAUAUGGGGGGUAUAAGUCCAUCAAAGGUCCAAGGCAAAAUGGUUCUUUGUGACAGGGGAGGGAACGCUAGAGUUGAGAAAGGAGCUGCGGUGAAGCUUGCUGGUGGGCUAGGAAUGAUACAGGCAAACACUGCUGAGAGUGGUGAAGAACUCAUAGCCGAUGCUCAUCUUGUACCGGCCACCAUGGUCGGCGAGAUAGCAGGUAAUAAGAUCCGGGAGUACGUCAAAAAAAGUCCGUUUCCAACAGCUACAAUUUUGUUCCGUGGUACAGUGGUUGGCCCUUCACCACCAGCCCCAAAGGUUGCCGCAUUUUCGAGCCGCGGUCCAAACCAUUUGACUCCGGAAAUUCUCAAGCCCGAUGUCAUUGCCCCUGGUGUUAAUAUCUUGGCAGGAUGGACUGGCUUCGCUGCACCAACAGAUUUGGACAUCGAUCCAAGAAGAGUUGAUUUCAACAUAAUUUCAGGUACUUCAAUGUCAUGCCCUCAUGUAAGUGGAUUGGCUGCUUUGCUUAAAAAGGCAUACCCCAAAUGGUCACCAGCUGCCAUAAAAUCUGCCUUGAUGACAACCGCUUACACUUUAGAUAACUCGGGAAGUACCAUUAAGGAUCUUGCAACCGGAGAAGAAUCAUCACCUUUUGGUCAUGGAGCCGGCCAUGUCGACCCCAACCGAGCUCUUAAUCCGGGAUUGGUGUAUGAUAUCGACAACGACGACUACAUUGCAUUCCUUUGCUCCAUCGGCUACGACUUAAACAGGAUUGCGGUAUUUGUGAGAGGACCUACUGGUUCAGAUAUAUGUGAAGGGAAAUUGGCUACACCGGGAGACCUUAAUUACCCAUCAUUCUCUGUUGUUUUUUAUUCGAAUGAUCAUGUAGUUAAGUAUAAAAGGACUGUGAAGAAUGUCGGAACCUCAGUCGAUGUUGUUUAUACAGCGAAAGUGAAUGCUCCAGCUGGUGUUGAAAUCAAUGUUUCCCCAUGUAAGCUUGAAUUCAGCGGUGAAAACAAAACACUGAGCUAUGAGAUCACAUUUGCAAGUGAUGGCUUGGGGUUGCAUGCUGUUGAUUCCUUGCAAGCAUUCGGGUCGAUCGAGUGGAGUGACGGAGUUCAUCUCGUGAGGAGUCCGAUUGCUGUUAGGUGGGCUCAGGGACUCAAGGAUUCCAUUUGAUUUGCGGAUUCGGUCGGAGAUGGUGUAAAUAAAGUAGGAAUGCCCCUUGUCUACCGUAGCUUAAACGAGGAGGCGCCUGUACCUUUUUUAUCAAUAUGCAUUGGCAAUUUUAUCCUCAUAGAUCCAUGGUUGUAAUGUUGAUAAUUUAUCCAAGGACCAUUCUGAAAUGAAAAUCUUAAGUUAUUUAUUGCCAA
This is a messenger RNA of Gossypium raimondii (Peruvian cotton), 2569 nucleotides long. RefSeq names its product subtilisin-like protease SBT1.4. The record is from RefSeq and is a predicted model, not a curated record. Bases 69 to 2375 code for a protein of 768 amino acids. Gene Ontology annotation, molecular function: serine-type endopeptidase activity. NCBI's taxonomy places the organism in Eukaryota, Viridiplantae, Streptophyta, Magnoliopsida, Malvales, Malvaceae. Gene Ontology annotation, biological process: proteolysis. The transcript has a single exon.